AUGUCAUUACCCUUCCCCAUCAACCCGUCGGCCAUUCCCAUAGUGCGGACUCGGAAGGCGCUCAUAAUGCUGGACUUGCAGAAUGACUUCUUGUGUCGUGAGGGCGCCUUGUUCACCGAGGAGCCUGAAGACUACUUGGAACGAAUCCUGGAGGUAGCUAAAGCCUUCCGCGACUCCGGCGCUGGCGAUGUAAUAUGGGUGCGCAGCGAAUUCGAGAGCCAUCGCCCCCUGACGGAAGAAGGUGAUCAGAUCAUCACGACGGAUUCUAUGUUGCGGGACAAAAAGACGGCACAGUCGCGGGGACGCCAGCAGACUUCUACCGGGCAUGAAAGUGCGACGAUGGAGAAUGACGACGAGGCCUUCCUCAGUGUCGGUACGAAGAAGGAUAAGAAGACAUGCGUCCGCAAGGGGACGAAAGGCGCCGAAUUCGCGCCAAGGGUGAAAGCGGCUAUAGUUCCCGCGCGCGAUAUCGUGUUCACCAAGACACAAUACAGUGCCUUCGGAUCAGGACAACAGCUGGUUCAGAUGCUUCGGGGCCGGUUCGUGACCGAGAUGUACGUCUGCGGAGCGCUGACAAACAUCAGCAUCUACGCGACGGCGCUCGGGGCGGGACAGCAUGGGUAUGGCGUGACCCUCGUUGAGGACUGCUGCGGUUUCCGGAGCACUAUGCGGCACCUUAACGCCGUGCGCCAGCUCGACCACUUGGUAGGCUGCGAUGUGGUCAGCUCCGAUACCCUACUCGAUCAAUUACAACCUCCUCCUCCCACAGAGAGCCUGUCGACGGGGCUCUCGCCGUCCAUCUCCAAGAUUGCGCUUGAGCUCGGGAGUGGGUCUCCGGAGAGCUCCCCCGCACCCGGAUCCCCGCCGGCCAAGCCUGCUUCGCCGCAGCGGGCCCGGGACGAGCUCAAGCCAACAACUCCGCCUCGACGCACGGCCUCGAUUCAGAGCAAGAGUAGUUCGAAAGGGGAGAGGAAACGCCCUUUGGAAGACACGGGUCAUUUAGAAGCCGAGUCUGACCCCUCAUCAUCGGACCGUGAGUCAACGCAUAGCGCGAAGAAGCCCCAAGAAGCGCGGAGAAGUUCGCAGCCCCCGAAGGCGAAGCGGAGCGAAUUAGAAAGCUCAAAAGGUCCAACCCUCUCCCCCGGGACAGGCAGCACUCAUGCUGAAAAACCCAGGGUCGUAAAUCGGGUGAAGCAACGUACCCAACGCGCGCAGUCAAAUAAGAAGUCGACGCCCUCUUCAUCUUCGAGCCCCGUGAUUCCGGGCGACACCUCGAGUGACACGAAGAAGCGGAACCCCCCAGUGCCGACCACCACCAGCCCACCUCGUCCUCUGACGCCGGAACAAAAAUCAUCACCGCACAACAUGACGGAACCACAAGCAACCCCCGUUGUUGGCGAAGCCCUCUGCGAGGGCGACACUCACGUCAUCACCAAUGUCCUCCCGCCGCCCCUCGCUGCAGACGGAUUUGAGCGUCUCCUGGAAGAGGUCAGCUGGGCCAGCAUGUCACACAUGGGUGGGGAGGUGCCCCGUCGCAUUGCCGUGCAGGGGGCCGUCGCCGACGACGGCAGCAUGCCAGUCUACCGACACCCAGCCGACGAGUCGCCGCCCUUGCUUCCAUUCUCCCCUACCGUACUCCAGAUCAAGGCCGAAAUCGAGAAACAUCUCGGCCAUCCCCUCAACCACGUGCUCAUUCAGCACUACCGCACGGGCAAUGACUACAUCAGCGAGCACAGCGACAAGACGCUGGACAUUGCUCCCGGCACGUUUAUCGCCAACGUCAGCCUGGGUGCCGAGCGCACCAUGAUCCUCCGCACCAAGCGCCCACCCAAGGACAAGCACACCAGCACCACCACCACCACCACCACCACCGCCUCCCCGACAAAGCCAGAAGAAGCCCCCAGCAAAGAGGAGCCCCAACCCCAACCCCAACCCACCAGCGCCGAACCUCCCGCCACCCCGGAACCGCCCCGCCAAACCCACCGCGCCGCCCUGCCACACAACUCGCUCAUGCGCAUGGGCCUGCGCACCAACACGCGCUGGCUGCACGCGAUCCGGCAGGACAAGCGCGCGGACCGCGACCGCACCGCCCCGGAGCGCGCCUUCGGCGGCGCCCGCGUCAGCCUGACCUUCCGCCAGAUCGGCACCUUCAUCGACGCCGCGCAGGCCGUCAUCUGGGGCCAGGGCGCCACGUCGAAAACGAGGGGGGGCGCGCGUGCGGUGGUGAAUGGCCAGACGGAGGAUGCGGUGAGGUUGUUGAAGGCGUUUGGGGCGGAGAAUAAUCGCGGGGAGGGGUUUGUGUGGGAUGAGUGGUAUGGGGCCGGGUUUGAUGUGCUGCAUAUGGGCACGCCGAAGAGGGUGUUUUAUGCGGCCUCGCAGGGUGCGAGGGUUGAAAAUAUGCGGGUUGCGUGGGCGCUGUCGGAGAUGGCGGUGGGGUGUGCCAAGGGGAGUGUGGAGGGCGAGGUGCGGUUUGAGGAUAAUGAUCCGGGCAGGACGGUGGUGGAGGGGGAUGGGGUGGUGUUGCGGUAUUUGGACGCUGUGUAUGGCGCUGGCAGGCGCUAUGAUCACAUGCUGCCGGGGGAGGUGGCCAGGCGGGUUGUGCGGCUGCAGAGGGGGCUGGAGUUGCUGGGGAAGUGGACGGCUGCUGUCAAGGAGGUGGGUGUGCAUGUGGAAGGGGGUGAUGAGAAGCAUGCGAGUAAGGAGGAGGUGAAGGCCCUUGUCAAGCUGUUGGGCAAGGAGCUGGCGGAGUGGGACGGGUGGGCGAAAGAGGCCGCUAUCAGCGGAAUAAAAUUUUCCAUUGCCGGCGGCGAGCAGGCGGCGCCGGCUGACUUUGCGCUGUGGCCGGUUCUGCAUGAUAUGGUGAGGGUGUGUGGUGAGGAGGUGCUGGGAGAGCAUCUGGGGCAGUAUUAUUCUGCUUUCAAGGACUGGUGCUUGCUAGUGGAGGCUUUGGGCCACAUCAGGGCGGCGUGAGGAUUUUGGGUUUGGCUUAGGGCUGGGCUGGUUGGAUUAUCUUAUGAUAUUUUCUGAAUCGAGUAAGCGAGCAGAUUUGGUUGGAUGAAUGGGUUGGAUAGUUUGAGGAUACUCUGGAAUGACUUUGUGUUUGCAUCAACGGUUCGUUGUGUCUGUGGGUAAAGCGGGAUGUUUUUUUAGAUCGAUGGACGGUCGGGCAGGUGGAGGAUAUGGCGCGAGGUUCAUGAAUGAUUGCCUCAACUGUUUGUCAGAGACAACUGAAAGAUAUUAGUGUGAUGCCAUUUAGCAGCGGAUGUUAAACUCUAUGUUUUAAGCGGAAUGUAGAUGAGACUUAGAGAGGGCCACCUUCAAACAAGAAGUUGAAUUAUGAUUACAAAA
Messenger RNA from Chaetomium fimeti, 3348 nucleotides. RefSeq lists its product as uncharacterized. The transcript has a single exon. Gene Ontology annotation, molecular function: dioxygenase activity. Gene Ontology annotation, biological process: DNA repair; DNA alkylation repair. Lineage: Eukaryota; Fungi; Ascomycota; Sordariomycetes; Sordariales; Chaetomiaceae. The coding region runs from base 1 to 2970 and encodes 989 amino acids. Gene Ontology annotation, cellular component: nucleus. The record is from RefSeq and is a predicted model, not a curated record.